Messenger RNA from Mizuhopecten yessoensis (Yesso scallop), 9071 nucleotides. Its product is annotated as organic cation transporter protein-like. Gene Ontology annotation, biological process: transmembrane transport. Bases 3651 to 5501 code for a protein of 616 amino acids. The transcript has 11 exons. Gene Ontology annotation, molecular function: transmembrane transporter activity. The record is from RefSeq and is a predicted model, not a curated record. Lineage: Eukaryota; Metazoa; Mollusca; Bivalvia; Pectinida; Pectinidae. Gene Ontology annotation, cellular component: membrane.
AACAAACAGUUGAUUCGCGUAUUUGAGGAGUUCGUUUUAUUGUAUCUGGAUGACUAAAACCAUACCAACGCAGUGGUAAUAUUCCCCAAGACAAACCCCGAUAGGCAUGUUACAGUCGCUAUGUGAAGGUCCAUAUUCUCGUAAAACGGUUGUACCUUCAUACUUACUUCUCUUACGAAAAAAUGGAUCCUUUUCAUUCUCCAGAAAUCAACAAGCGAACUCGAAUUUUGAAAAUGUCAUAAUAAUGUGAAUAACAAUGCAAGACUUUUAAACUUGACAAAAUCAAAAACGAUUACUUUGCAAAACAUAUCGAAGCUAAACUGUCACAUACCGCUAUCUAUUGAAGCUAAACUGUCACAUACCGCUAUUUAUCGAAGCUAAACUGUCACAUACCGCUAUAUUAAACGAAUAGUUUUUGUUAAAGCUGUACAGAACGUGAGUGAGAGAAGAAAAAUGAAAAUGCCGUGCAUCAUUUGUUUUAUUACAUCAAACACCCGAAGUUGGUUUUCCAUAAACAAUUAAUGCACGUGAAUUCUCACACGCCACACUUAUAACAUUGAGAGUGUACAGCAUUUCCGCACAUUCAACCAAUAGCCUUAACAGUAAGUGUAGUAAAAUUUCCUCACACGAAACUCAUAAUAAAUAGUUUUAUACAAAAAGCAUGAGUAUAUAAUUGCUCUCAUAUAACUAAAUACAUUUUUCCAAAAGCCUGUAAUUACAAAUAAAUUAACAUACAAUGUACUACUGUUUAUACAGUGCCCUAUCUGGCCAGAUUUGUUAGUUAGUAAACAACGGUUGGUUGUACAGGAUUAAGAGUCCUAAGGAUUUGCCUGCAUGCAUGUUGUGUAUGCGUACAUGUGUGCAUUUGUGCCGGGGACAGGGUACAUGUUGGUGUAGUUGCCUACUUGUGAUAGCACGGAUCUGAUGCCGACUUUAUAGUGUUACCCAACUGAAGGCACACUGCACUGUAUUCCGCCAGAUCACAUUAUACUGAUAACGGGUGAACCAGUUGUUGCCAUUUCCUUAAAUGCUAUCAAUUAAUCAGGGAAUAGCAAAUACCAUUAUUUAGAACUGGGGAGAGAACCCAUUGCCUUACUCACCUGGGGAAACGUUCAACAUUAAAGCCAAAAGUGAGGUAUUGUCAAGCAAUACGCUAGAAAAUAAAAGGUAGAAAGAAAUAUAAGAUCCGAAACAUUGCAUUGGGUGCGGCAGACAUAUUUUGGUCGUUAUGGUGUCCCCAAGUAAAGGGCACGAAAGCAAAUCCCCAAUUCUGCAGGGGGUUCCAGCAUAAGUAUAAGUCGCCUCUUACAAUCAUGCAGCGGGUUACUGUAUGUGCAUUCUUUUCACGAUCUUCGACCGGCAUGCGUGCCCAACAACGGUUAAGUCGUCCAGGGCCCGAUAACAAUAAUCAGGGCCACUUACAAAGCCUUUAACACUAAAUUAAAUGAUUACAAAACUCGUUCAUGUACAGGGGUGAAGGUAAGGGAAUUUCCACCUAAGGGUUUUCAUAUUGGGUAAAACCCGAGCUACCGAGGGUUCUACAACACUUUGAAAAUCCCUGUGGUGGGAUUCCGUAUCCUACAUCACUUGGCAUUAAAACGUAAAUUUCUCUCAAUCCAAUCUCUAAAAUCAACUCGAAAUCCCCAAAACAACGUUGCAGUAUCAGCAUUGCAGCCAAGAAAUGUUCCGAUUUGUGUGUCUUCACUCAAAAAAGGUUACAAACUGCACUCCCAAGUCCACAGCAAAAUUGUCAUGUAAAAUUAUAUAUCCCCCCCCCCAUUUAAAUUUAAAAUUUAGUGAUGCAGGCAAUCUUUUCGUAGAUAUUCGAAAAUCUUUGACAAAUAAUUUGACCAAUGUUUUUAUAACAAACUCAUCUUUUCUCGAAUAUGUCUAAAAUCAGCACAUUCGAUCAAUGUGAGAGGCACAGUCAUAAUUAUGUUCGACACAUGAAUGGUAAAAUACGGAUCCUCUCGCCGAACCUAGUACCCAUUAGUACAAUGUGUUUGUCGUGUCCGAUGUCGUCCUUCCUCAAGUCUUAUGGGGAUGUUUGAGCCAGAACAAACCACGAUAGAGCCAUACAAACAUUGCAAAAUAUCGAUCAUUUAAGGCUCAAACUUAUGUAAAACUUUGAAUCAUAUUGGUAACGGAAGAACUACCAUCGUAAACACGCAUUUCAUUCAUUUUGUCCCUCAUUCAUGGUAAAUCCGUCAUUCUUUACAAACAGAUAAUUUGCAUGUCUUAAUUAUUCAUGAAAAUAAAUCCCUCGUCGCAAUACUGAAAUAGGGAGACGAUCGUACAAACAAAGCAUUAUGCACAAAUAAUCACAAUUAUACCAUUAAAUAUCUCUGUUAAAGGGCCAGUCUCAUUAGUCUAACGCAUUACCUCUGUAAAGGGAUCUGUCUUAGUAAUAGAAUAUGGCAACUUUGUUGAGAUGUCUGUCUGUAAUAAUCUAAUAGGGUAACUCUGUUGAGGUGUCUUCUUCAGUGAGCAUUGGCUUAGUAAACUGAAACGUGUUUCGCCUAAGAAAGUCAAUACGAUUUUGUAUCGAUUGCACAUAUUCUCUCAUGUUAUCUUUUGCAAGUUCGAGAGCUCGUUCAGCAUAUCUUAAGGCAUCCUGUGGAAGACUUUUCCUAAACAUGCGAUCGCAAUUUGCAAUGCUGAAAUACAUUUCGAGAAUAGGACAAAAGAUAGAAUUCGACUCUUCAUACCGUUUCAUAAUGUCAUCUGCCACUUUUGCGUCUUUCUUCUGAAGAGAUAUUUUGCGGCCCAUGCUUAGUCCGUUGCAACCACAUCGCAACAGUAACACCACUAGCUGGAACUUUACAUAUGCAGCACCGUAUGUUCUGUCGUGACCUUUGUCCUCAUUGAAAUGUUGUAGAGAUCGGUUGUAACUUCUCAAAGUUCGUUCUCGUAUUAUCUCUUCUGGCUGGCUUUCUCCUUCAUUUUUAUCGGUGAUUAAGUCAAGUUGUAACGCAUUACUUCUGCCCUCGUUGUAGUAAACCCAAGCUGCACCUCUUCCAGUGCAAUGUAAAGGGUUUGACUCAACAAUCAUUAUUCCUUCGUCGUUUAUGUCUUUAAAUUUACCAAACCUCCUCUGCAAGAUAUACCGGCGUGUUAGUGGAGAUAAUAAUAGUAGCUGUGAAUACAUAGGAUCUUUCGUUUUUGGCACAAGGCUCUUUGAGAGAGCAAGCAAGUUUUCUUCUGAAGUACAGUCUAAUUUUUGCUGUGCAAACAAAAUUUGCAUAUAUGCUACAGUAAACAAUGUAUCAGCACAAUCAUGCCUAUCUGCUUUUAGUUUUUCACAUUCUACUGCGAACUGAAUAUGCUGUCCAUUGUUGUACAUGUCAGCCAGCUUAUCGAAUGCUUUCUCCACAUAUUUGAUAUGUUUUCGUUCUGAUGAUAAUGGUUUGGGUACAACUGUCAUCGCGGCAAGUCGUUUGGUCUCUUUUCUCAUUCGUUUAUACUGCUUACUUGCUUGUGAUUUUCUCGGUCGUUUAUACGGCUCAUCUCCCCGUGUUUUUCGCCGUUUUCGUGGUGAUCCUGUCCUAUAUAUUUGAGUUCCUUUGAGUUGGUUUGAUAAUUCAGACAAUUCUGGUUUACUUGCGACAGCUUCUUUAAACAAAGAAAAUGCCUUUUCUCCCCGCGUUUUUAUGUAUUCCAGUAGUUGUCGCCUCCUGUCGUUCCGUGGUAUGUUUGUGUCAUCAUUAAGUGUACCAUGCUCAUCAAGUGUUAUUACUUCCUGUUCGUACAGAAAGUCAAUGAUCAGUCGAGGCUCAAGGCUUUUAAUCAAGUCUGAUUCCAUGGUGUCUUCAUUUUCUGAAGUGGAAAGCGGUGGUACGUACACUCCUGUUGAUGUUCAGCAUCACACCAGUAAUGGAGCGGGGGAAGCGCGUCUCCUUGUUUUGAUGCACAGCAUUCCACCAGCUAGGUGCAAGAUACCAGAGUAUGAAAACGACACUUACAUCGUCCAGAACGAAGGACAUCGUCAGCUUAUAGAUAUACACAUACCACCCCCUACUGAUACGAGUCUUAGAUACGAUCAAUGUCAUCUGUACUCUUAUAACUCGACCACUGUCAAGUUGGAUAAUUCUAGUCAGCCUAUCAUUGGCUACAAAAGUGCAUGUAGCGAGUGGGUCUAUAGCUAUGAUGUCUUCAGGGAAACAUUCACAUCGAAGCAUAAUCUUGUGUGUGACAACGGGUACCAAACGGCAUUGGCCAAAUCACUUUAUUUUGUUGGUGUGUUUGUCGGAGGUAUCAUUUUCGGCAAUUUGUCAGAUGCAUAUGGAAGAAAGACGAGUUUCUGCAUGGCCGUGAUAUCACUACUGAUUAGUACAGUUGCUUUGACAUUGUCUCCAUUUUACACAUUUUUCGCAGUGUGUAACAUCAUAGUAGGAGCGUCUACCGAGGGUAUAUACAUCACAGGAUAUGUGUUAGGACUAGAACUUGUGGGGCCUUCAAAGAGAGCAAUAGCCGGAACCUGUACCUGCUACUUCUUCGCUCUAGGUUUUGUAAUCGUUUCCAUGAUUGCGUACUUUGUUCGUCACUGGAGAUAUACCGGAAUUAUAUGUGCUGCUCCUGUAGCACUUAUCCUAUCCUACUGGUGGCUGCUUCAGGAAUCACCCCGAUGGCUGAUAUCCCGUGGACGAUACAGAGAGGCUGAAGUUAUCCUCAGAAAGAUUGCAAAAGUAAAUAAUUCAACCGUGGAUGAUACAUUUUUUGAGCAAUUAAACUAUGACAACAUCAUUCCCAUCCAGGCUAAGAAAAAGGAAUCAAUACUUUGGCACCUGUUUUCGUCACGCGUGCUGUUGAUGAGGACAUUAUUAAUUCUUUACAAUUGGUGUGCCCUUGGAAUGGUAUACUAUGGGUUAUCGCUCAACUCUGGAAAUCUCGGGGGAAACUUUUACCUGAAUUUCUGUGUAUCCGGUUUGAUGGAGUUUCCAGCUUACACUAUGACAGUAUUAUUACUGGACAGACUCGGGAGGAAAUGGCUUCACUGUCUGUGUAUGGUACUUGGAGGAGCGGCGUGCCUCUCUACCGUUUUUACUAUACUGUACCUGGAGGACAAGUACCAGUAUAUAACUAUAGUCCUAGCUAUGCUAGGAAAGCUUGGCAUUUCGGCAGCUUUCGCAGUUAUUUUCAUCUAUUCUGCCGAGUUGUUCCCAACAGUAGUAAGAAAUUCCGGACUAGGCGUUUGCUCAUGCGUCGCCCGAUUGGGUUCUAUGGCGGCGCCAUACAUAGUACAAUGGGGGAACGAUAUUGGUGGUAGGCUUGGAAAAGCAUUUCCAUUGGCGGUCUUCAGUGGACUGACCAUCGUAGCAGGUGUUCUUACUCUACAUUUACCAGAAACCCUAGGUCAGGAGCUACCGGAAACGAUAGCUGACGCCAAAUCGUUUGGGACAUCGUCGAUCAAAAGAAAAUCCAAAUCUGACGCCGGCCUGGAUUCUGGCCAAGCAACAAUAACUGAAGCUUUUGUAGAUAACGAAGAAAACCGUCACAUAUAAACACAUGACGGCUCCUGAGACAAAAACAUUAAGAAAAAAAGAAAAUUUACAGAACCAAAUUAUCUUCUCCAGUAUAGCAAUAUUUUGCUUGGGUGUUUCCUUUAUUCCGGUCGGCUUUCCGUACCGACUACGAGUUGGGAUUUUGUGCUGGUGUAUUGACGAUGUGCUGUGCUUUCUGUUUCACGUGUGACUUAAUACAGACUGUAAAUUUAGCAAAUUAGUAAAUAUCAAUGUUACUCGUUCAGUCAUAAAGCAAUCACAAUCACAGCAGAAAUGUUGUUUUGAUGCCUAUUUUCCAAUCUUGAAUUGAAUGAAAGUUUAUGAUUGCUAAUUUAGACUAGUUGCACCAUGUAUCCCAACAGACAAUGUCAUUUUGUUCAUAGUAGCAAGAUUCAGCUGUCAAAUUCUUAUCGUUGAUGUUCUUACAACCUCUCGCGAUUGUACAUAGGUCACACGUACAGAACACACGCCUAAUUUUCUAUUUACUGUUGCUGUCUUGUGAAAACUCUCCAUAACUUCCUUGAGACGUAUACAGCCCGAUAAUCUAAAGUAGUAUAAUGACCUAGAUUUUAACCUAGUGUAGCUCGAUUUCUGUGACAGCAUGGUAGAUAGACCUGGGACAAAAGGUAUUCUAGUAACCUUAGGUAGUCCAGAGACAAAAGGAAUUCUAGCUACCUUAGGUAGUCCGGAAACAAAAGGAAGUGUAUUUACCUUAGGUAGUCCAGAGACAAAAGGUAGUGUAGUUACCUUUGGUAGUCCAGAGACAAAAGGUAGUGUAGCUACCUUAGGUAGUCCGGAGACAAAAGGAAGUUUAUUUACCUUAGGUAGUCCAGAGACAAAAGGUAGUGUAGUUACCUUUGGUAGUCCGGAGUCAAAAGGUAGUGUAGUUACCUUUGGUAGUCCGGAGAUAAAAGGUAGUGUAGUUACCUUUGGUAGUCUAGAGACAAAAGGUAGUACAGUUACCUUUGGUAGUCCAGUGACAAAAGGUAGUGUAGUUAUCUUUGGUAGUCCAAAGACAAAAGGUAGUGCAGUUACCUUUGGUAGUCCAGAGUCAAAAGGUAGUGCAGUUACCUUUGGUAGUCCAGAGACAAAAGGUAGUGUAGUUACCUUUGGUAGUCUAGAGACAAAAGGUAAUACAGUUACCUUUGGUAGUCCAGUGACAAAAGGUAGUGUAGUUAUCUUUGGUAGUCCAAAGACAAAAGGUAGUGCAGUUACCUUUGGUAGUCCAGAGUCAAAAGGUAGUGCAGUUACCUUUGGUAGUCCAGAGACAAAAGGUAGUGUAGUUACCUUUGGUAGUCCAGAGACAAAAGGUGGUGCAGUUACCUUUGGUAGUCCAGAGUCAAAAGGUAGUGCAGUUACCCUUGGUAGUCCAGAGACAAAAUGUAGUGUAGUUACCUUUGGUAGUCCAGAGACAAAAGGUAGUGCAGUUACCUUUGGUAGUCCAGAGAAGAAAGGUAGUGUAGUUACCUUAGGCAGACCUGAGACAAAAGGAAGUGUAGUUACCUUUGGUAGUCCAGAGACAAAAGGUAGUGAAGUUACUUUUGGUACUCCAGAGACAAAAGGUAGUGAAGUUACCUUUGGUAGUCCAGAGACAAAAGGUAGUGUAGUUACUUUUGGUAGUCCGGAGACAAAAGGUAGUGUAGUUACCUUAGGUAGACCUGAGACAAAAGGUAGUGUAGUUACCUUAGGUAGUCCAGAAACAAAAGGUAGUGCAGUAACCUUAAGUAGUCCGGAGACAAAAGGUAGUGUAGUUACCUUUGGUAGUUCAGAGACAAAAGGUAGUGUAGUUACCUUAAGUAGUCCAGAGACAGAAGGUAGUCUAGUUACCUUAGGUAGUCCAGAGACAAAAGGUAGUGUAGUUACCUUAGGUAGUUCAGAGACAAAAGGUAGUCUAGUUACCUUUGGUAGUCCGGAGACCUAUGUUAGCUCGUGACGAAGGGCAGUCAGGUUAUCUAAUCUUGCUCAAUGGAUAACAUAAGCUAGGCUCCCUUAGGAAGUUGGCAACUGUCAGUUUUGGUGAUCUUUAGAAGCUCAAUUGUCAUUGUUACCUCUAGAACUUUUGGCUACAGUUGGUUUACCUCGCUAACUUAGGUAAAUUUAAUCUUACGGGAGACAAACGCCCUUUGUUUUAAUAGAGACGAAUCCUGUGAGCAUGCAGCUCUGCAUGUACAAUUAAUGCUGAUGUACUUGUCUAUCAUACGUAUGUGUGGUACUUAGAGGACGGCGAAGUGUUAAGUAAACGUGCAUCAGAAGUUCGUAUGGUCCAAAGAGAACGGUGAAGUGUUAGCUUAACGUGUAUCAGAUGUUUGUAUGUCACAAAGAGAUCGGAGAAGUGUUAGAUUAACGUGUAUCAGAUGUUUGUAUGUCAAAAAGAGAACGGUGCAGUGUUAGCUUAACGUGUAUCAGAUGUUUGUAUGUCACAAAGAGAUCGGAGAAGUGUUAGAUUAACGUGUAUCAGAUGUUUGUAUGGCACAAAGAGAUCAUUUAAGUGUUAGCUUAACGUGUAUCAGAUGUUUGUAUGUCAAAAAGAGAACGGUGCAGUGUUAGCUUAACGUGUAUCAGAUGUUUGUAUGGCACAAAGAGAUCGGUGAAGUGUUAAGUAAACGUGUAUCAGAUGUUUGUAUGGCACAAAGAGAUCAUUUAAGUGUUAGCUUAACGUGUAUCAGAUGUUUGUAUGUCAAAAAGAGAACGGUGAAGUGUUAGCUUAACGUGUAUCAGAUGUUUGUAUGUCACAAAGAGAUCGGUGAAGUGUUAGCUUAACGUGUAUCAGAUGCUUGUAUGUCACAAAGAGAUCGGUGAAGUGUUAAGUAAACGUGUAUCAGAUGUUUGUAUGGCACAAAGAGAUCAUUUAAGUGUUAGCUUAACGUGUAUCAGAUGUUUGUAUGUCACAAAGAGAUCGGAGAAGUGUUAGAUUAACGUGUAUCAGAUGUUUGUAUGGCACAAAGAGAUCGGUGAAGUGUUAAGUAAACGUGUAUCAGAUGUUUGUAUGGCACAAAGAGAUCGGUGAAGUGUUAGCUUAACGUGUAUCAGAUGCUUGUAUGUCACAAAGAGAUCGGUGAAGUGUUAAGUAAACGUGUAUCAGAUGUUUGUAUGGCACAAAGAGAUCGGUGAAGUGUUAGAAGAGUCUUUGACUCAAAGGGUUUAUCGACCUGAAAUAAAAUCUUUUAUUAUUCUUAUUAUUAUUAGAAAGAUAAUUGUGUAGUGUUAAUUGAACGUGUAUCAGUAGUUUGUUUGUUAGAAAGAGAAUAGUUUAGCGUUAAUUAAACGUGUAUCAGAAGUUUGUUUGUUAGAAAGAGAAUGGUUUAGUGUUAAUCAAACGUGUAUCAGUAGUUUGUUUGUUAGAAAGAGAAUGGUUUAGUGUUAAUUAAACGUGUAUCAGUAGUUAGUUUGUUAGAAAGAGAAUGGUUUAGUGUUAAUCAAACGUGUAUCAGAAGUUUGUAUGCUAGAACAUUGUGUGGUGUUAACUAUACACUUGAAACAGGACUGAUAAAAUCAAUUGUUCAAUCAUCCAUUUACAAAUCUUAAUUGAGUUUGUAUAUAUGUAAUGAAUUAAAACUCAUCGAAUUGCAA